Molecule: messenger RNA, 752 nt
Organism: Acipenser ruthenus (sterlet)
Lineage: Eukaryota; Metazoa; Chordata; Actinopteri; Acipenseriformes; Acipenseridae
Exons: 4
Coding region: 59-700 (213 amino acids)
Source: RefSeq, a predicted model, not a curated record
CUCCAUAAGAAAAGAAAUAACGAAAUUGAGGCCGAACAUUGAAGCCAUAUGUGACAGCAUGAAUAGAACUGUACACACUCGGGAAAGAAUGAUGGAGAAGAAGUCCACUGAAGAAGUCCUUGGUCUGUUUCCAUUCCUAAAGCAUCCUAAACUGCUGUUGCACGAAGUAGAACUACGUUUUGGAGUAAACUUGGAACGGAACCUAAUGAGUGGCCUAUCCAGAAUGGUAGAUGCUAUUUUCAGACUUUCUAGUGGGCAUCUUCUAACUACUGUGAUGUCCUACAUUGAAGAUGCUUCAGAUAAGACACGUGGAAAUGGACUGAGAAUGAAUGCUGCAUUGUUGCUGUUGCCAGCUUUGUUUCGAGAGAGGGAAAAUCUGUUUGUUGUUGACCAAGUACCACCAUCACCUACGCCAACUAUCGUUUUCAAGGGAACAACAAGCCCAUUGGCAGCAGAUGACAUCUCUGUUUGUGUUGAUGGAAUUGAGAUACUCAGUGAUUAUCCAGGAAUGGAUAUCACCCUUGCUGUUGAAUGUAUUUUUUCUCUUUAUUUUUCCUUGGGCAUUGAGUAUCCUAAAGCUCUAAAAAAUUGUCUGACUUUCAUGGAAAGGUACUUCAUGAAGCUGAGUAUCUCUGACAAAGUACCUUUGCCAGUGUUAAAGAUGUACAGUCAAAUAACUGCACUUUUACUUGGGGAAUAAUUAUAUUGAUCUGAUGGAAUGCCAUUUUAACAUUUAAUCUGAAAUUAAAUUA